CUUCCACAUACACGGGUCAGUGGGUCAGUCUUUGCACCUGUGAAGCAACUCAAGCUUUUUUGUCACGUACAGUGAUUGGCUCUUCAGUUACAUAGGAUCAGUCACAGACUAUUUUGGUUAACACUAUCAAACAUGCAGUGUCUGAAUCUGCAAACAGCAACGUGGGGUGAAGACCAGCUAAUCUAAGGAAUAUACAAGGUGUACAAGAACAAAAGCGCUUUUUGGAUAGACACUGUUCCCAAAAGAAUAAAGCAUGGAAAUCGACAAGAGUAUCAGCCCUGAACUGGAUCAUGGCAAUGCUGUCCUUGAAUCCCCCACAGUCUCUCAGUCAGUCUCCAAAAUGGAAAAAUCCUCAAGUAAACAGCAGGGAGAGAUGAAACCAGACAGAAGUCCAUCAGCUUCUUCUUCAUCCUCCACCACCUCAAGAACUUCUACCAAAAAGUUUCCAUUAAAGCACAAAACACGCUCAAUAAAUGUGAAGUCCCUGCAAUCUCCAAACACUAAACAGCAAUUUCAUGGUAUCAAAGAUCUGGAGAUUCGACUGCUGCAGGUGGAAUGUGAAGAGCUCAAAAACCGACUAGCAUGCUUGAGGGAAGGACUGAUGGGUCAGAAGCCAAGUGAUAUGGAGGAGUUAUUAAAACAGUCUCAGAAGGAACUAUUGUGGCUUCAGAGGCAGCUGUCCUUCAUCUCUCCAGGAGGGUCUACAUGCACUUUGUCAGCUAGUAAAGUAAGUUCCUUCAUUAUUGUUGCAUUUUUCUUUUCCAGACUUAUUUUGCUGUGCAAAGAGGAAUCAAAAUGGGAGCAGCUUAUUCUCCCUGCACAUCAUUGUAGCUCUUUGACUUCAGUGGUGUUGCUUCUGAUUUAAGCAGGGAGGAGAGGAGAGUCAUUUUUGUAUGCAUUUUUCAAAACAGUUGCAUGCAAUUGCCUGGAGGAUAGAAAAAACAUACAAUUUCUUUAGAAAUGGCUGUGAAGAUGAAGGAAAGUUAAGCAUUUUGCUGUUAUACUGCAUAAGAGAUUACUUGAAUUAAGAUUUUAAAUGGCAAUGGAGAUACUUAGCAUCACAUGACAUCUGGCUUACC
Messenger RNA from Pelodiscus sinensis (Chinese soft-shelled turtle), 1079 nucleotides. The record is from RefSeq and is a predicted model, not a curated record. Lineage: Eukaryota; Metazoa; Chordata; Testudines; Trionychidae.